Anisakis simplex (herring worm) is the source of this 900-nucleotide messenger RNA. Lineage: Eukaryota; Metazoa; Nematoda; Chromadorea; Rhabditida; Anisakidae. The record is from the annotation of a GenBank genome assembly.
AUGAACGUGAAUGAGGACUGCGAAAUACAGUUCGAGAGACCAUGGGAACGUACCAGUGAUGAAUAUGAAGAGCAUGGUAUUAUUGGUAAGGGUGCAUAUGGUGUUGUCUAUUUGGUCACUCAUUUACCCACCAAUAAACAGUUUGCACUGAAGAAAAUGAUCGUAAAAAUAACCGACGAUGGUAUUCCGCAGAGCAUUAUUCGAGAAAUAUCUGCAUUAAAAGCUUUGGACCAUCUGAAUCACCCAAAUAUUGUCAAAUUGCACGAUAUUUUUCAUACUUUGUGUAAUGAUAGUGAUAUGUGCUUGAGUAUUGUUUAUGAACGAUGUGAUUGGGAUUUAUAUGAUUUUUUACGUAGAAUACCGCGCGAUAUGGGUGAUGCACAAUGUAGACAUAUUGCUAGACAGAUGAUGUUGGGUUUGGAUUUUUUGCAUGCGAAUCAUGUAAUUCAUCGUGAUUUGAAGCCGCAGAAUAUUUUAAUUAAUCAGGAUCAAACAGUGGUGACUUUAUGGUAUCGAAGUCCAGAAAUACUUCUGCAAUGUCCAUAUAAUUGUGGCGUUGAUAUUUGGGCUGCUGGUUGCAUCAUCGCAGAGUUAUACUCACGACAGCCGCUUUUUCCGGCAGAAACUGAAGCAAAACAACUCAGUGUUAUCUUUCAAAAAUUGGGCACACCUUCGAUAUCUGAUUGGCCACCAAAUGCAGUCGUCGAACGUUCUAAUUACCCGUCGUAUCCGGCUGUACCUUUUGAGAGAAUUGCUCCAAAGUUGCCUCCGGACGCUAUAAAACUAGUAAAAAGUAUGUUGACGUUCAAACCAGAAUUACGACCCUCAAGUGCAGCGGUGCUUCGUUCGGAGUAUAUGCAAAAGAUUCAGCCACUCGUGUUCACUUCCUCACAAAAAUGA